Molecule: messenger RNA, 815 nt
Organism: Rhinichthys klamathensis goyatoka
Lineage: Eukaryota; Metazoa; Chordata; Actinopteri; Cypriniformes; Leuciscidae
Gene: borcs7
Product: BLOC-1 related complex subunit 7
Exons: 5
Coding region: 33-344 (103 amino acids)
Cellular component (GO): BORC complex
Source: RefSeq, a predicted model, not a curated record
UUGUCCCUCUCCAGGACCCGUAGUAAACAGUGAUGGCUUCCUCCGAGACACAGUCGCGUUUCGGUCAAUCUGUUAAAGGUUUAUUGUCUGAUAAAGUCACUUCUUGCAGUGGAGAUGUGAUCGCUCUAACCCGUCAAGUGUUGAAAGGAUCCCGGAGCCAAGAACUACUCAGUCAGGCAGCGAGAAAUAUGGUAAUUCAAGAAGAUGCCAUUCUGCAUUCUGAAGAUAGUCUACGGAAAAUGUCUAUUAUAACGACCCACUUGCAAUAUCAGCAAGAAGCCAUUCAAAAGAAUGUAGAACACUCCAAAAACCUGCAGGACCAGCUAAGACACUUGAUGAAGUAAUGGAGCUCUUCUAACAUCAAGCUGUGGAUAUAGCCUAUACUCUGGUCUUUCAUUGAUUUUUUUUAACAGUAGAUCACAUAAUUUGAGACUGCACUGAUGGCUCAUUUCAUAGCAGAUUGCUCUUUUAGAAAAUGCACAGGUCAUCAUCCUCUUCUGUUUUUAUGGCCUGCUUCUGGAUGCUCAUGCAAAACAUGCAUAAGACCUUCAAGUGAAGGAUUUUCUGUGAAAGACUAUUUCCAGUAUUCAUAUUUGUCUUUUUGAAAUGAUAGUACAAUGUCAAAACAGGUUGCACUGUUUUUGUCUCAUCUUUUAAGCAUACAUUUGUGUAAGAACAUUUGCUUUUAGACUUUUAGAUCUUGAAUUCAUUGUACACCAACUGUACAAAUUGUAUUUUCUUGUUAAUUUAUUUGUUAUUGUUGCGCUAUAUUUGAAUAUAUUGUAUAAAAUGGCACAAAUAAUUGUUUCUUCACA